Lolium perenne is the source of this 2093-nucleotide messenger RNA. RefSeq names its product cysteine-rich receptor-like protein kinase 44. Gene Ontology annotation, molecular function: ATP binding; protein kinase activity; protein binding. Lineage: Eukaryota; Viridiplantae; Streptophyta; Magnoliopsida; Poales; Poaceae. The record is from RefSeq and is a predicted model, not a curated record. Gene Ontology annotation, biological process: protein phosphorylation.
ACUCGCGACAGCCCGUCGCCCCCAAAGUAAGCACGCGCAUCAGUCACCGCGCACCGGUCAACGAGCAAGAGCUCCUAAAUCCCGAUUUCCCCUCCCAUCGCUCCUUGAUUUUGCUUUUGCUUCAUCAGUCACUGGGAGGACUGGCUCAUCUCUUUCUCGUUGGUUUCAUUUGCAGUUGCAGCUUAACCCGGAGCAGGUGCCACACAGCGCUAGAUGCGUGCACUUCUUCUCUAGAUGUGUGAUUUUGGUUUGGGGAAAUCACCCAAUAACGAUUUGGCACAGCAUGACUUUUUAAAGGGACUAUAGGCUGUGUCUGUGUGGAAGGCAAACAAUUUUUUCCUCCCAGGCGGAAGUGUUUGUGCAAUUAGAAAGUAUAAAAUGGGCAGCAAAGCUAGCAAAUAUGAAAACCUGGAGAGUAUGUUACACGACCAGAGUUCUGAACCGCACAAACUGCCAUUUAAGUAUUUGAAAAAGAUCACAAAUAGCUUCUCUGAUGAGCGUGUGCUUGGUAGAGGCGGUUCAGGUGUCGUCUAUAAGGGGGAACUACGUAAUGGAAAAGCAAUUGCUGUGAAGAAGCUUGAGCGAUCAUUGCCGGGCUUUGAGAAGCAGUUCACAAAUGAGGUGUACCAUUUUAUGAAGCUUAAGCACCCAAAUAUUGUGCGCCUUUUAGGCUAUUGCUACGAAACACAUAAUGUUUGUGUAAAGCACAAUGGGAAAUACGUUUUUGCUGAGAUGUCAGAAAGGCUGCUUUGCUUGGAGUAUUAUCCAAAUGGAAGCCUUGAUCAAUAUCUUUCAGAUGAAUCUUCUGGACUUGAUUGGCCCACACGCUACAAAAUAAUUGAGGGGAUUUGUUAUGGUUUAUAUUAUCUUCAUGCGGAAACUGAUACUCCUGUCCUUCAUUUGGACCUAAAACCUGCCAACAUAUUGCUCGACGAUGAUAUGUUGCCGAAACUUACAGACUUCGGUCUGUCAAAACUCCUCGAUCAACAACAAACUAUUUGCACUUCAAGUCGUGAUGGGACACUCGGUUACAUGGCACCAGAAUACCUACAUGGAGGUAUAGUCACGACCAAGUCAGACAUAUUCAGUUUGGGAGUAAUAAUCAUGGAGGUAAUAAGAGGAGACCGGGACUACCCAGGACUUACUGAAACGUCCUCUGAGGAAUUUACUGAGCUUACCCUUAAUAAAUGGAGAAAUGCAUUGGGGAAAGCACCUGGCUCUACAUCGCUAGAAGUAGACUGUCAACAAAUAAAAAGAUGCAUUCAGAUAGGUCUAUUGUGUGUGAAUCCUGAGCGAGCCAGAAGGCCAACGACAACCAAAGUUAUGAAGAUGCUUCAAGGAAUGUCAGAGAUAUACCAGAUUUCAACCACUGACAUGGGAGAAGCUUGCUCCCAGAUGGACCUAACUGCCAUCCAUCAGAUUCUAGUCUUGAAGCACUACAAAGAUGAUGAAAGGGCUGGUAAUGAGCUAUCUUUCCAAGAAUGGACACAAGGUAUACAAGAUACCCUGAACAUAAAGAAAAGGGGUGAUAUUGCAUUUCGGGACGAAGAUUUUGAGGCAGCCAUAGAUAACUAUACCCAGUUAAUUGGUGUUAUGGUAAUCCCGUCAGUAACUGUCUUUGCCAGACGUAGCUUUUGCUACCUUAUGUCUGACUCUGACCAAUCUGCUGCUGCCCUCCGGGACGCGAUGCAAGCACAGGCUACCUUUCCGGAUUGUCCCACAGGUUUGUACAUGCAGUCAGUAGCCCUAACAAGGCUAAACCUGCAUAGUGAUGCCACGGAAAUGUUGAAUCAGGCGUCACAGCUAGAAGUCAAGUGGAUUCAGAAAUCUGAAGAUCAAGAAAUGGAGAGACAAAAGAAGUCGAAUGAUGCAAGUCAUAGCGAUGGGGGCGAAACUUUCAGUUUUCCUACCAUCCUUUUGAAUUCCUAAAAUUACAUGAAUGAGUAUUGUAUGGUAUACGGUGUCAUGCAUAUCUUGCGUGUAGGAGUACCAGAAAGUUGUUUUGUCACCUUUUGGUCGUGUUGGUGUAACAUCCCAACUUUUCUAGAAUUUUGGAAUGUUUAAUUAACUAAAUAAGUUGAUUGAUUUGCUUU